CGUCCACCCCGUCCCCGUUUUCGUCCCACGAGCGCUCGCUGUGCUAUCAGACAGACAGAUCCCACCACAAAUGCCAAUUAAAGGGCCACCAUCAAAAAACGAGAAAAGACACAUGUCUCCGUGCAGAUAACCAAAAGAAGCUUGCCGCCCGAUUUAUGCUGGCUCCCCACCCAUUACCCGUACCGAUCCAAUAAUCACCGUUGUACCGCCGGGCGCGCACUCCAUUCACUCGUUAUCUUGGGUGCCUCCUCAACUCUCUCCAGUAGCUUGUCUUUUUCUCAUUCUGCAUACCCUUCUUCUUGUUCUUCUCGGGCCUCUUUGAGUAAUUGGGCAAAGUCGCACCAGCACGCACGAAUACAGAGCGCGCAAUUAACGAGCCGGCCGACAACGAUUCGAUCAAACCGACCCGACGACGUAACGACAACCGAGGCCGAACCUUCUUGGCGAGGGAAGAGAAAAGAAAGGGGGAAUCUGGGGAAAGAUCGUGAGAUCCACUGCAUGACAGUCCGGGCCCCUAGAUCUAUCUAUCUAGCCGACAAUCAACCUACCCAGGUUCAUAUUGUCUUUUAGUCGGUCGCUAUCGCCCCAUUUUCCUCAACCUGGCGGCAUCUUCGUGAAGCGACCCGACUCAACGAGCCUGCACGACUACAUAUCCGAGGCAGCUAUUAAUCUGUCGUGUGUGCGACUUAGGCCUCUGUCGUCUCAUCCACAACUAUUCGCACAGACAUUACUCAAACGAGGCGGUUCGACAAACGCGACCCACGGCCGCCGGUUCUGUCCAUCGUUACACGCGCACUCGUUUAAUACUCCUUUGGUCCUCGCUUCAGCCAGGCCUUCUUUGCUCCCAGUCGCUUACUUGGAGCAGGACUCCCUUUGGUCGGGAAUAAUCUUGCCUGACCAGACAAGACAACAACCAUUGGAUGCACCAUAGACUCUAGUCAAGUCAGAAACUAAAGGGUUCGAGCAAACAGAGAGAAGAUCUCUACACCUCUGACUACGGUGACUACGGGACCGAUACACAACGUCCGCCGAUCGUUCCGCCGGCGCACCACGUUCUAGUUCUUCACACUCUUUCGACCAGUUGUCCCUUGUGGACUCGCAGCUCCAGUACAACGUCCCGACUGUUAGAUGCUCAAAUAUGCUUGAGUUGAGACCCGCGACAUCCAUCAUUACCUGCGGCCCAACUGUCGAGUUCUGGGUCACUCGAUAACGGGGUUUCCAGACCACUAAUCAGCCAGCCCUUCGCUUCUACCUCCUCGCGGCUCCCCCGAGUCGCCGCAUAUUCCACACCAUGGCCACCCCACGGCAUAUCCCCGCAGAUCAUUCACAUAUAACAGAGUUUGCAUCUCGCACAUACUUCGACAAGCUCAACCAAGAGAACAAGUCGAAUACUGCGCAUGAAACGCACACGUCACAGCCGGGGCCCUCAAUAGCGCAAUCGGAAUUUAUAUUACCUCUGCGGCAACAGAAGACUUUUGACUCCGAAGCUGGUCAUCUCGAAGCGCCUAAGAAGAAAAAGGCGUUUAGGUUCUGGUCCUCUAAACAUGCUGCUCCUUCCACGGUGGGCCCUGGCGCCGGCUUGAGCCAAGUAUCUGCUGAUGGCUCAAGAUCAAUGCUACCGUUUGAUCAACUUUUUAUCGCAUUACCCGUCGAGUUACAGGUUGAGAUCGUUGCUUCGUUGCCACUUUCCGAUAUCUUGAAUCUCAGGUUGGCGUCUCGAGCAUGGCAUAGCAUGAUCACAUUAAACGAGGUGCCGAUUGCCAGGUAUCAUCUGGAAAAUAACACUCCUGCAUACGCCAAGAGGCUGUAUCCCUUGCCUGACGGCGCAAAACCAAACCUACACCAUCUCUGCGGCAUAUGGCACCGCCUCCACGUGGCGGCUAAGUUGGCAUAUUUUAUUUGUGAGAGGGUAACCAAGGAGAUCUUCUUGAGGGUUACCGAGUUAGAGAGGCGCGAAUUUGCACCUUCAUGGGAGCGCAUGCGGCGGCGACUCAUCCCGCUCAUCUUUACUAUUUUCCAUUUUUUCGAGACGUACAGAGAACGACACCUUCAAUAUCUUAUUGACAACAAGGGUGUCGGCUUACGUCAUACACCAUAUACGCUCAACCCUAUUGAGGUUGAGGUCAUGAGCAUGUACGAUGAUCGUACAUUACUGCACGUACAUCAAGUUUUUCCUUUAGUGAUUUCGUCAUUCUGCAGAAGAUUACGGCCGCCAUCAUACGCCGGUAGGGUGGAGCGGACAGUUAGAGGCUAUCUGAGGGAGAGGCCUGCGGAUGAGGUCCAUGUUGCUGCGCUCAUCGUCGGCGGCUUGCGACAGGUUGAAAAGUUUUGGGAGGUCAAGGGGUACAACACUCGCCGGACCGUGGUUGAUAAUUGGUACAAGAGCAUCAGUCAACCAACAACACCCGAACCGACGACAUCAUCUAAAACGAAGCGCAGUUUGAUGGGAUUGGGUAGGAAAAAGUCGAUGGCAGCAAUUCCCAAGGACAACAAACCCAGUGAAGUCUCUUCUGCAGCUACGCGGGGGUCGAUAGACUCGGGGUAUGGUAACCGAAACAACCUCAUCUUCACAACCAGCUUGGCUGGGGGCAUGCCCAUGGCCCCUUUACCAUGGGAUCACUUGCAGAUGUUAGUUCCGGACCUGCCACCCCUACAACAGAUGUGGCUCCAUACUGCCGAAGCCUUGAUCUUGGAUCGCCAGAUCGUUCAGCGGCCAGUUGAAAUCAAACGAAACGCGCAGAUGAUGUUGGAGCUCAUCAGCGAGGGUGGCAUGGCUGAGGAGGAUCAAUGGUGGUACGGACAAGGGGGUUCAGACUCGAUCAGACCACCGCUCGACUCGAUGGAGGAUGACCCGCUCGAAUAAGCCAUGGCUGAGCUGCGCGCCGAGACGUGAGAGAGCUUUUUUUGAUGGCUUCCCGAACACAUACAUGACUAGUCUUUCAUUUUCUUUUCCUUUGUAUGAACAUAAGCAUUGAAGGAGUUUUCGGUUCCUCACUUUAAAGAAGAGGAUUAUAUUUAAUCCCCUAGCGUUCUCGGGGCACGAGGGGAAGGCGCGCAAUUUAUUUAGCGUCAUGCUUGGCUUGUCUUUCUUUUCUUUUGUCUUAUUCACUUGGAAAAUACCUUUAUUUUAUUCUUCUUACCCGUUACCUUUUUGGCCAUGAAGUAAACAUGUCUCUUUGUCUCUCAAUUUUAUCUGUCAUUUUAUUAUUUCUUGGACAGAUUGUUGUCUUGUCAGACGCAAUAAGGAGCACUCAAGGUGAUCUCGAACGGACAUGUUCCAUCUAUGACGAAUCCACUGUCGGAUACGAAUUGUAUGUCAGUUGAGCAGUGAGUUUGGAGGGGGAGAGAGGGAAAGCUCUGCGCACUCAUUGUACAUAAAAUCAGUGUACGGAAAAAAAAUAGUGGCAUGGAGAGUGUUGUAAGCAUUCACGGCGAAAUCGAGAAAAAAGUCAAACGC
Messenger RNA from Pyricularia grisea, 3457 nucleotides. RefSeq lists its product as uncharacterized. NCBI's taxonomy places the organism in Eukaryota, Fungi, Ascomycota, Sordariomycetes, Magnaporthales, Pyriculariaceae. The transcript is spliced from 3 exons. Gene Ontology annotation, molecular function: protein binding. The record is from RefSeq and is a predicted model, not a curated record. The coding region runs from base 1292 to 2863 and encodes 523 amino acids.